AUGGCGUCCUCACAAUCAGUCAGAAAAGGCCAAGUACUUGUUAGUUGUAACUUAUGUGAAACAGGUAGACCUAUCAAAUGGAAAUGCAUAGACUGCAAUAUUCUAAUGUGUAAUCACUGUAAAGAACAAGUGCAUUCUAAAUUUAAAAAUGCACAAGAGCAUAAAACAUUAGACAUCAAGGAUAUAGGAGUACACCGAGAGGAAAUUGAUUUCACCAAUAUUAAGUGUAAUCAACAUUCAUCACAACAUUGCUGUCUUUUUUGUAAGACAUGCGACUGUCUUGUGUGUCCAACUUGUUUUGCUAAAGAUCAUAAGCACCAUGACUUAAUUGAGAUUAGCGAAGGGUACAAUAUGAAAAUACAGAGGCUCAAAGAAGAACAAGGUAAAAUUCAAAAGAUUAAUGCUAAAUCAGCUUUUCAAAUAGGCAAGCUUCAAAACCUCGUAAACGAGGAAAAUCUAAAGCAUUCAAAAGUCAAAACAGAUAUAACUGAUCAUCAAAAAGUUAUAAAAGGACAAGUAGACAAACAUUUCAAUGAACUCAGUAAUAAACUGUUUGAGAGUCAUGAAAAUGCUAUUUCGUCGCUGAAGUCUGAUCUGAAUGCUGUCUUCUUGUUCAAAACACAGACUAAAGACAAAACCACUGAAGUCCAGGAAUUCAUUCAAAUCACCGAUGCUUCCAAAUUCUUUAGAGAGGUCAAUGAGAUGGAGCAAUCACUUGACAUACCAAUGCAACAAAUUCAACCAAGUUACAUUUCGUCACCAAAAUUUGUUCCAGGAAACACAACCCAAGCUAAUAUUGGAUGUUUAGAAGAUGAUGAAAAUUUGUCUUUGGAACCAAAUAUAUCUCUAGUUGUCAGCAAAGAAUACAAGUCUGACCUCCCAAUUAUAGCCUUAAUUAGACCAUGCCUCGACUAUUCAUACUGGCUAUGUUCUACUAGGAGUGGUAUAUUGCAAAAAGUAAAACCUGAUGGAGCAAAACUAAGCAAAAUAUCACAAUUUGAGAUAGAGGUCUAUAGUAUAGCACUACUUUCAUCAAAUGAUGUCCUUUUAGUGACAAAUGAACCAAAUCCAAAACAACUCACAACUACCACUGGUAAACUGACAGAUACUGUAUAUGAUAUUGCCCCUUUUACUUCGAUUGUCAUCCACAUUACCAGUGGUAAUAAAGUAGUUGUAGGAGGUGCAACUGACAAACCAAGAAAAAGUGCUGUGUUUGUAAUGAAUGAGCAGGGAGAGCAUGAGACUGUGUAUGAACAUGACCAAAAUAAUCAACCUAUAUUUUUAAACUACCCAAGGUGUAUUAUUAGUACCAGAAAUGGAAAUAUUUUUGUUGCAGAUUAUCAUGCACGUAGUAUUCAUGGAAAAUUAGUAGUCUUAGGACAAGGAGGGGAUAUGAUAAAUGAAUAUACUGGCCAUCCAGACAUCAAUAAGGAUCAUCCAUUCAAACCGAAUGACAUAGUGGCAACUCCUAAAGACAAUGUGGUUGUAAAAAGUCCAAAUGAUCCAAUUUUACACAUUCUUAACAAUCAAGGUUAUCUUUUGACAUUCUACAACACUCAUAAUAUAGGAUUGUUAUGUGCGUACUCUCUUGCCUUCAAUUCUUCUGGUCAACUCUGCAUAGGAUGUACUAGGGCUGAGGGAAGUAAUACCAAGGAAGCCAAGUUGUUUGAAGUGAACAUUUCAGGAUUUUAAUCUUCUUUUCAAAUCGAAAUUCUAUCAAACCUGUGAACUUAUGAACAUCCAGUUUUUUAACGAUAUAAAGAAAAAAUUUCA
Messenger RNA from Mytilus trossulus (common blue mussel), 1773 nucleotides. RefSeq lists its product as uncharacterized. NCBI's taxonomy places the organism in Eukaryota, Metazoa, Mollusca, Bivalvia, Mytilida, Mytilidae. The coding region runs from base 1 to 1692 and encodes 563 amino acids. The record is from RefSeq and is a predicted model, not a curated record. The transcript has a single exon. Gene Ontology annotation, molecular function: zinc ion binding.